AUGACGUUCCACAAGCUGGUGAAGAACAACGCGUACUACAGUCGCUUCCAGACCAAGUACAAGCGUAGGCAGCAGGGCAAGACCGACUACUACGCUCGCAAGCGCCUCAUCACCCAGGCCAAGAACAAGUACAAUGCGCCCAAGUACCGCAUGGUCGUCCGCUUCACCAACAAGGACAUCAUCUGCCAGAUCGUCACCUCUGAGAUCUCUGGCGACAAGGUCUUCAGCGCCGCUUACGCCCACGAGCUCCCCGCUUUCGGCAUCAAGCACGGUCUGACCAACUGGUCCGCCGCUUACGCCACCGGUCUCCUCCUCGCCCGCCGCACUCUUAGCAAGCUCGGCCUCGACAAGGAGUUCACCGGUGUUGAGGAGGCUGAUGGCGAGUUCACCCUCACUGAGGCCGCCGAGACCGACGAUGGCGAGCGCCGUCCCUUCAAGGCCUUCCUCGACGUCGGCCUUGCCCGCACCUCCACCGGUGCCCGUGUCUUCGGCGCCAUGAAGGGUGCCUCCGACGGUGGCAUUCUCAUCCCCCACAACGAGAAGCGUUUCCCCGGUUACGACAUGGAGUCCAAGGAGCUGGACGCUGAGACCCUCAAGCGUUACAUCUUCGGUGGCCACGUUGCCGAGUACAUGGAGACCCUCGCCGAUGACGAUGAGGAGCGCUACAAGUCCCAGUUCCAGCAGUACGUCGAUGACGACGUCGAGGCUGACGGCGUUGAGGACAUGUACACCGAGGCCCACGCCGCCAUCCGUGAGGACCCCUGGAAGAAGGUCGAGGGCUCCAAGAAGACUAAGGAGGAGUGGAAGGCCGAGUCCCUCAAGUACAAGACUGCCCGCCUCACCAAGGAGGAGAAGGAGCAGCGCGUGCGCGAGAGGAUCGUCGCCCUCCGCGACGAGUAA
Molecule: messenger RNA, 900 nt
Organism: Verticillium nonalfalfae
Lineage: Eukaryota; Fungi; Ascomycota; Sordariomycetes; Glomerellales; Plectosphaerellaceae
Gene: RPL5
Product: 60S ribosomal protein L5
Exons: 3
Coding region: 1-900 (299 amino acids)
Biological process (GO): translation; ribosomal large subunit assembly
Cellular component (GO): ribosome; cytosolic large ribosomal subunit
Molecular function (GO): 5S rRNA binding; structural constituent of ribosome
Source: RefSeq, a predicted model, not a curated record